GUUGCAGCUGCCGUCGUUCUCAUUGGUUCACCACAAGCACCGAGUCAGCUAUGACGUCACAAAGGAUCGCCGUCCUCUUUAUCGCCGCCAUCUUGAGCGUCUCGCUCACGCCCGCAAUAGCUAAAGAGGACGAGUCGAUCAACUGGUGUGAGGUUGGCGUCAUGGCAGCCGCAGGAGUGGGCGCAGUUGCAGUGGCCCCAGUGGCAAUAGGAGCCGCGGGCUUCGGCGCUGGAGGGAUCGCCGCUGGAGGGAUCGCGGCCAAGGCCAUGGCCUUGGCCGCGGCCGCCAACGGAGGUGGUGUGGCGGCCGGAGGGAUCGUGGCCUGGCUGCAGGCCGCCGGAGCGGCUGGGCUGGGUCCUGCAGCUCAGGCUGUCGUGGGGAUUGCCGGGGCAGCCAUCACCAAGGUUGCGGUGGGCGUCUCGAACCUGUGUAGAAAUAAGGAGAAGGGCAGUGAGAUGGUGGUGGGGGGAGGGCAGCGCUGAGAGGGCAGCGCUGAGAGGGCAGUGUGCGUGCACAGUGUGGCUGGCUAAAAAGUGCGAGGAUUCACAAUCCUCUCAUUGGCACGGUCGGCUACGGUGCGGCAGCAGCUACUCUGCCUUCUCCUGCCUCUCAUCCUCUCUUUCCUCUCCUGCCUCUCCCCGACGGUGAAGACAGUCUAGAUGGUGUAGACUGUCUCGUUGGUCUAGACGGUGCAGAUGGUCUAGACAGUAUAGAUGGUCUAGAUGGUCUAGAUGGUCUAGAUGGUCUCGACCGUCUAGUUGGUCUAGACCAGGGGUCGGCAACCAAAAUAACAAGAAGAGCCAUUUCUUUCCAAUUCGGUACAAAAUUCAGUAUUUCAAGAGCCGCAAUGCAUCUGAGUACAUACUGUACAUACGUACAUAUCGUCAAGAAGCAGCCCGUAAAGAGCCGCAUGCGGCUCCGGAGCCGUAGGUUGCCGACCCCUGGUCUAGACGGUCUACUUGGUCGAGACGGUCUAGUCGGUCUAAGACGGUGAAGACAGUCUAGAUGGUGUAGACCGUCUGGUUGGUCUAGACGGUGCAGAUGGUCUAGUCAGUAUAGAUGGUCUAGAUGGUCUAGACGGUCUAGACGGUCUAGUUAGUGUAGACGGUCGAGAGAGUCUAGUUGGUCUAGAGAGUCGAGAUGUUCUAGAUGUUCUAGAUGGUCUAGAGAGUCUAGAUGGUGUAGAUGGUCUAGACGGUGUAGAUGGUCUAGACAAUAUAGUCGGUCGAGAGAGUCGAGAUGUUCUAGAUGUUCUAGAUGGUCUAGAUGGUGUAGAUGUUCUAGAUGGUGUAGAUGGUCUAGACAAUGUAGAUAGUCUAACACAGCAUAGACGGUCUAGAGAGUCGAGAUGGUCUAGAUGGUGUAGACAGUGUAGAUGGUCUAGAUGUUCUCGUCAAUGAAGAGGGUCUAGUCGGUGAAGAUUGUCUCGGUGGUUUAGACGGUGUUUGUGCUGAUUGCUGCACUAUAGUGUGGGAGUUUGGUUCUUUAUCAUCGUGGCCUUUGGGCCCGGCUGAGAAAGAAAAGCUGUGUUCACUUGACUCAGUUACUCUCUCAAUAAAAUGUAUUCACAAAGAC
Molecule: messenger RNA, 1575 nt
Organism: Lethenteron reissneri (Far Eastern brook lamprey)
Lineage: Eukaryota; Metazoa; Chordata; Hyperoartia; Petromyzontiformes; Petromyzontidae
Product: interferon alpha-inducible protein 27-like protein 2A
Biological process (GO): release of cytochrome c from mitochondria; intrinsic apoptotic signaling pathway
Cellular component (GO): mitochondrial membrane
Source: RefSeq, a predicted model, not a curated record